Baudoinia panamericana UAMH 10762 is the source of this 1090-nucleotide messenger RNA. RefSeq lists its product as uncharacterized. Lineage: Eukaryota; Fungi; Ascomycota; Dothideomycetes; Mycosphaerellales; Teratosphaeriaceae. The record is from RefSeq and is a predicted model, not a curated record. Gene Ontology annotation, cellular component: endoplasmic reticulum. Gene Ontology annotation, molecular function: N-acetylglucosaminylphosphatidylinositol deacetylase activity. The transcript has a single exon. Gene Ontology annotation, biological process: GPI anchor biosynthetic process. The coding region runs from base 106 to 954 and encodes 282 amino acids.
GAGGUCGAAGUUGCCGUGGUAGCUUUGUAUGCAUCGCCGCAGACGUACUCAUAUUAUGCUAGGCGCGGCUGUCGACACAGUUGUAGCGGCGAGCGCAACUCAAUCAUGUUGUAUAUCACCUGGUGGACAGCUCUACAGAUUCCCGUUCUACUCCUGGUGCUGUACCUGUUCUCGUACACCACAAGCCGAUCUUCUCCAACUCUGGCUGGCAAAAGGAUAUGCCUGCUAAUAGCUCAUCCCGAUGAUGAGGCCAUGUUCUUUGGCCCAACACUACUUCUCCUCAACAAGCCUGAACUGGCCAAUCAGGUCUUCAUACUCUGUCUUUCCGCCGGUAAUGCCGAAGGACUUGGGCAGGUCAGGAAGCAGGAGUUGGUUAAAAGUGCGCUUCUGCUAGGCGUCAAAUCAUCUGAGCACGUUGUAAUCAUAGAUGACACCAAGCUGCCAGACUCAAUGUCCGCCAAUUGGGACGUCAAGCUCAUUUCUAGCAUUCUGACUCGGUACUUUGCGCCGAAAGCUGCUACAACGCCAGUAACUACUGCUCCGCCAGCUCUGAUUGAUGUCUUGAUCACAUUCGACAAGGAUGGCGUGAGCGGACACCCCAAUCACCGCUCUCUAUACCAUGGAGCCAGUCUGUUUCUGCAAAGCUUGAUGCAGCGCCAUUCAGGAUGGGAGAGUCCAGUAAAGCUCUACACUUUGAGCUCUGUGAACAUACUUCGCAAGUACAGCAGCGUAUUGGACUCUGCGCUCACAGUGACCUCCAUGCUUUGGCAGAGUAAGGACCGAGGUAGCAACCCGACGCCGUUAUUGAUUAUAAGCGGACCCGUCGACAUAUGGAAGGCGCAGAAGGCGAUGACGACGGCCCACAAGAGCCAAAUGCGGUGGUUCAGAUACGGGUGGAUCUGGCUCUCGCGGUACAUGCUCGUCAAUGACCUGAAGAGGCAAAAGGUGGUCUGAAGGAAGCGACUCAGGCUCCGGAUUUGUACAACCAGGCUUUAUUUGUACAUCUAUUGACCCUUCUGUCCUGCAUCUCAAGCAACCCUCGAUCGAACGACUAUAGUACCAGCGACCUUUGCGGUGUUCACACCACAUU